AUGGACGACUCAUCGUCCUCGUUUGAUGAAAGUAUUAUUAGCGAUGGUGGUGAACUCAAGAUUGAUGAUAAUGAUCAGCGGCUAUCGCUCAACAGUCUCGACUGCGCUGGAGAAUCCGAAAUGUUCGAGGCUCCUUUGGUGUCGAAGAGUGGGCAUCAUCGUGCCUCACCUACCGACUACAAGAAGGCGGCACGACGAUAUGCCAAGCGGGUUUCUUCGUUGACCAGUGAACUAAGGAAUCGUCUUGUGAACCAUUCGGAUGAUUUGAGGAAUAAUGAGAAUAUUAUGGCAUUGACGAUAAACAAAUUACAACCGGAUUCUGUGGGCUUGGUGGGGAGGGAAGAGGAAAUCAAGCUCUUGCAAUCGUGCUUGUCACGCAUGACAAAUGCAAAUGACGAUAAUGAUAACAACAGUGAUGCAGAUGAGUUUGCAUCAUCGUCAUCCAGACAGAAGGAAUUAAUAUUUAUUCAGGGCUACUCGGGGGUGGGGAAGAGUACCUUGGCUUACACCUUGGACAAAGAAGUAACAGAUAUGCAGCAUGGGAUAUUCUUGAGGGGGAAGUUUGAUUUUUCAUCAGACGAACCUUAUGCUGGCAUUGCCAAAGUAUUUGGGGAACUCUUUUUGACGAUCCAAAUACGUCAACAAGAGGACAAAGGGGGGGAAUUGAUUCGUUCUAUUGGUGAAACAAUAAUUUCGGAAUUGGGAUCCGAAGUCAAGCUCUUGUCAACAUUAGUCCCAGAGUUUGAUAACAUUGUUCCACCGCCUGAUGACGGGGAUAGCUAUGAUGUUCAAAAUUUUGAUUGGGAUGCCGAACACGAGAGGUGGAAAUAUGUCUUUCGAGUGCUAACGCGAGUGAUGAAUGCUUUCUUCUCACCCAUGGUAAUGGUAUUUGAUGACCUACAAUGGGUGGACGCGGGGUCCCUGGAAGUUCUUCAGUACCUCGUUUCCGACAUGAGAAAUUCAAAUGCACUUAUGAUUAUUGGAUGCUACCGAUCGAAUGAAGUCAACGAGAAGCACAUGUUGUCACAGGCGAUUUACGAUCUGUCAACAAAGCAACAACGGUAUGGAUUCAACAUGACAAACAUUAAUCUGCACAGUUUCGAGCUGAAUGAGGUCAAGCAGAUUGUUACGUCCAUCUUGUCGAUUGACAACGAACGACGAGCUCAAAAGCUAUCCGAGAUUUGCUUCAAGAGGACCAAUGGGAAUCCCUAUUUCUUGAUUGAAUUUGUGACCAUGCUCGAAGAGGAAGGACUUAUCACCUUUAGCCUUGGACUCAUGGUGUGGACAUGGGAUUCCGAGAAGGUCGAGAAGGAAACAAUGUCGACUUCCAACGUUGUUCACUUGUUGCAAGCCCGAAUGGAGAAGCUUUCUCGGAGUUAUCAGCUUCUCCUCCAAUAUAUUGCAUGCUUGGGUUCCACCUUUCCCAUUAAUACCGUCGAUAUAAUAUGGAAUCAGCAUGCCCGCAGGGAUUCGGGACAUCUGAAGGCACAAGACGUGUCAGCAAUGCUUGCAGUACUAGCCGAAAAGGACUUUAUUGAACAGUGUGGGCAGAAAUCAUAUAGGUGGGUACACGAUAGGGUGCAAGAAGCCGCACUUUUGCUAGGCGAUGCUCGAGGCUCUGCCUUUCAGUAUGAAGUCGGGCUGGUGCUCUUCGAAUGUCUGGACGGAGAGGAGCUCGACGAAAAUGUCUUUGCUGUGGCCAAUCUAAUCAACAAGGGUAAAGUCCAGAGAUCAGAUUUUGCAGCUCUAAACCUCCAUGCCGCGGAAAAAGCGCAAGGGAUUGCCGCCUUCCAUAGUGCUUCCAAAUACGUUUCUGCAGGGCUUGAUACACUACCAAAGGAUAAAUGGGAAAGCCAAAGGGACCUUACUCUUCGACUGUAUACAAUUGGGACAGAGACAGAGCUCGCCUUGGGUCGAGUGGAGAAGAUGAAGAAGUACAGCAAGGAGGUCUUGUCACAAGAAUCCUGUUCCACUCUGGACAAAGUGCCAGUGUACACGGCGAGCUUCCACAAGCUAUCGAAUAUUGACAUGAAAUACAAAGAUACCAUUCAAUUUUGCUUGACCGUUCUGGAGGAACUCGGAGUGGAUCUUGCUGCCAAAGGGCCGCUCCACACUACCAAGACGAUUACGAUAUUCCGUCGAACCGUGCGCAAUGCAAAGAAUACCCCCAUUUCGACCUUUGAAUCACCAACGAUGAUGGAGGAUCCUAAGCAAGAGGCAACCAUGCAAUUUCUUUUUCGACUGUUGUAUGCCAGCUAUCUUUCCAAGAACAACUUGCUCCUUAUCCAAUCCACCACUCGUAUGAUUCAGAUUACCCUGGAACACGGUGUCAGCAUGUUGGCUGGUCCUGCCUAUGCCCACUUGGGCCUAGUGACAGUGGCGCUGCUUCAUGAUUACCAAACUGCAGCUUUCUUCGCCGAGACUGCACUGGCAAUCCAGGAUUUAGACAAGGGGGAUCAUUUUGAAGCCAACACGCUAUUCUCUUGCUACAACCAUGUUCUUCCGUGGACAAAGCAUCUAGAAAAUUGCUUCGCUCCUUUUGCGAAUGCAUACACAUCAGGUAUGAGAACAGGCAAUUCUGAGUAUGCUAUGUGGGCUUCCAUCAUGCGGCGGAUAUUUUUGAGUUUUCAUCUUGGCAAACCGCUCGGAAGAAUACUAGCCAAGUGCGCAACCUGUGCCACGCAAACAGAAGAACUCAAGCAGCAUGACCAAGAUACCUUCUUACGAAUGUUUUGGCAAGUCAUUCUAAACCUGACUGGAAACUCUAAUUCCACGAAAACACUUCAUGGCGAGGCUUACAACUCCGUCAAAUUCGUCCGAAAGACGCCGCUGCACGAUGCCUUGCACAAUCUUGCCAAGUUGGAAUUACUUCUAUUCUUUGGGGACUACGCGGGAGCUGCAGAUCUAUCUGUUGAAUGUGAUGAAUCAUUUAGCAAAGCCUUUCCUGGUUUCUUCUUGUGCAUGAUGGAGACAUUUCACCGAGGCAUUGCACUGUUUGCCAUGGCUCGAAAGACAAAGCAAGGAAAGUACAAACGUCGAGCCCGUCAGAUUCUGAAAACUGUAGGCAUCUGGAGAGACAAGGGAAAUCCAAAUGUCGAGCACUAUUGGAUCUUCCUAAAAGCCGAAGACGAAGCACUCCGGCGCAAGUACGAUUCGGCGAAAAAGCUCUUUGUCGAAUCCAUCCGGUUGGCAGCUCGCAACGGGAAUUUGCACCAUGCUGCACUGAUCAAUGAGCGCUAUGGUGAUUUCGUAAAAGAAGACCUGAAUGAUGAUGAAGAAUACAACUAUCGAUUGCACGAGGCGAUUAGAUUCUACCGAGAAUGGGGUGCAUCCGCAAAAGUUGACCUAUUGAUGAAAACAACGAGUAGUUUGAUGGGUUAA
Cylindrotheca closterium is the source of this 3381-nucleotide messenger RNA. NCBI's taxonomy places the organism in Eukaryota, Bacillariophyta, Bacillariophyceae, Bacillariales, Bacillariaceae. The record is from the annotation of a GenBank genome assembly.